UUGCUCGUUCUACAAACAAACAGAGCCCGUCACCGCUCACCACCACAACCAUAAUUAAAAUUCGAUAAAGAAACUUAAUUUUUGUGCACAGUUGCUUUCUGUCUAACAAAACCAGAGAUCCCAAAUCUAUCUCUCUCUCUCUCUUUAUGGCCUGCAAAUGGAUUUACACCGUCCUCUCCAUCAUCACUACCUUCCUCUGUUUUGUCAGUACGAAUUUCCCCCACCAAAUCGCUGCCGUCGAAUCAGACCCGACAGACUGCACCAACCGUUGGAUCCAUAUCCGACGCCUCCCAACUUACUUCAACCUUGAUCUCCUCUCCAACUGCUCGGAGUACCCACUUUACGACAAUUUCUGCCCCUUUUUAGCAAAUCACGGUCUGGGUCGAAAGACCCAUAAUCGUUCUCGGAGCUGGUACCGGACUGACCCAUUGUUGCUAGAGCUCACCUUCCACCGUCGCAUGCUUGAGUACCCUUGCCUCACCGCAGAUCCGGUCGACGCCAACGCAAUUUACCUCCCUUACUAUGCUGCGAUUGAUGCAGUGAGGUACCUCUAUGGACCCGAAUACAACAACAGCGCGGAGCAGGGGCUCGAGCUUUACGACUUCUUGAAGCACGACAAUCCGUGGAUAUGGAAACGGCACGGUGGGCAUGACCAUUUCUUGAUGAUGGCGAGACCUGCGUGGGAUUUUUCUCAGGAGGUGGACGCUGACCCUCGUUUGUGGGGCACUUCAUUUCUCAAAUUGCCGGCAUUUUACAAUGUCACAGCGUUGAUUGUUGAGGCCCGGACCUGGCCUUGGCAGGAGCAAGCGGUGCCCUUUUUGACGUCCUUCCAUCCCCCCAAUUUGGCGCUCCUGGAAUCGUGGAUCAGGCGGGUAAGCAAUUCGCGAAGGAGUUCCCUGAUGUUGUUCGCCGGCGGUGGUGGAGUCGCCGCGAAUCCGAACAUCAGGAGGAGCAUCAGGGACGAAUGCGAGAACAGCAGCAAUGUCGAUCUCGUAAACAGAGGCGGGUACUACACCAAGAUGUGUGACAUUGUGGAUUGCUCGAAUGGGAUUUGCGAGCAUGACCCAAUAAGGUACAUGAGGCCUAUGUUGCAAUCAACGUUUUGUCUGCAGCCUCCGGGUGACACACCGACACGGAGGUCGACUUUUGAUGCCAUUGUUGCAGGUUGUAUACCGGUGUUUUUCGAGCUAGUUUCCGCGAAAACCCAGUACACUUGGCACUUGCCAGAAGAGUUGUAUGAGGAGUUCUCAGUGUUUAUACAGAAGGAAGAUGUGGUGUUUAAGGGGUUGAGAAUAAUGGAUGUGUUGAGGAGAAUACCAAAAGCUCGAGUGAGGAAGAUGAGGGAGAAAGUUAUUGAGUUGAUGCCAAGAAUUAUUUACAGAAGACACGAAAGUUCUCUGGGUUUGAGAUCAAGGAUGGAUGCAUUUGAUAUUGCAGUUGAGGGUACUCUACAGAGGAUCGGUUCCAGGAUUAGUGGAGGUCUAGAUCAAUAGUCCUUAAUACCAACAUUUUUGUUACUGUAUAUUAUUUAUUGUUCUAUAACUUCUCUUGAUUUCUCUGCCAAAGAUGCAGUGUAUUAGAUCAUUCUGUACCUUACAUGAUAAUAAGUGGAUUCAAUUUUGAGAGAGAAA
Messenger RNA from Tripterygium wilfordii, 1631 nucleotides. Its product is annotated as probable xyloglucan galactosyltransferase GT19. Gene Ontology annotation, molecular function: glycosyltransferase activity. Bases 147 to 1493 code for a protein of 448 amino acids. NCBI's taxonomy places the organism in Eukaryota, Viridiplantae, Streptophyta, Magnoliopsida, Celastrales, Celastraceae. The record is from RefSeq and is a predicted model, not a curated record. The transcript has a single exon.